AUGCUUUCCCCGCCCCGUUCCCACGGGUACACAUCUGACGCCGUCAGCAGGAUACCCGAGCGACUAAGAAACAUUGACCUUGUGGUAUACGAAAAGAAUGAGGGAAUCGGCGGUGUCUGGUGGUUGAACAAGUAUCCGGGUCUGGCUUGUGACAUCCCAUCUCAUUCCUACCAAUACUCGUUUGCGCCAAAUGCCCACUGGUCAUCUAUGUACGCACCUGGGCGAGAGAUCCAGAGGUACCUCCAAGGCGUGGCAGAAAAGUUUGGCGCCGUGCGCUUCAUCAAGACGCAGCACAAGGUGCUCCGAUGUGCGUGGAAUGCGGCAACCAAGAAGUGGGCUGUCCAAGUGCAGAAGACCGACACUGGAGAGACAUUCGAGGAGAAUGACAUAGACUUUGUCAUAACGGCCCGGGGCCAGCUCAAUGAGAUCGCAUGGCCCCAGGUCCCGGGACUGGACAAAUACCAGGGCAAACUCCUCCACUCGGCGGACUGGGACGAGGAGUACGACUUCCGGAACAAGAAAGUUGGCGUCAUCGGAAACGGCUCCAGUUCCAUUCAGAUUGUACCAAGCCUGCAGCCCGUUGAAGGAUUAAGCAUGACGGUGUUCAUGCGCUCGCCUACCUGGAUCUCCGGCGCAUUUGGCGAUGCUGCGAUGAUUGCACUGGGUCUUGAUCCGAAUGUCACCACAUUGACACCGGAAAAGCGCGAAGCCCUCGCCUCAGACCCUGAGGCCUACCUCAAGUUCCGCAAGGUCAUCGAAGACGGAGGCAACCUCAUCCACGAGGGCACUGUUCAUGGAUCAGCCGUGCAGAAACAUCUCAGCAAGGAAUUCGCGGCUUCGAUGAGGGAGAAGCUGGCCAAGAAGCCCGAGCUCUUCGAUGUGAUCAUCCCGACCUUCGCCCCUGGGUGCCGACGCCUGACCCCGGGCAAGGGCUACCUCGAGGCUCUGGUUCAAGACAACGUAGAGGUCACCAACGAGACCAUCGCCGAGGUCACCGAGACGGGCGUGAAGCUUGCUGGGGGCCGCGAGGUCCAGGUCGAUGCCCUCGCGUGUGCCACGGGCUUCAGGACGAGCGCGCCGCCCAACUUCGAGGUUGCGGGCAGGGAUGGGCUGACCCUCGCGCAACGCUGGAGCCCACACCCGGAGAGCUAUCUGAGCGUGAUGGUGGACGGGUUCCCGAACUAUCUCAUGAUGUUUGGGCCCAACAGCGCCAUCGGCUUCGGGUCCCUCACCAAGAUCCUGGAGAGCGAGUGUGAUUACUGCGUCAAGAUACUGCGCAAGAUGCAGAAAGAAGACUAUGCGACCAUCGAGCCCAAGGCGGAGAGGGUCAGGGAUUUCCAACAGUACGUCGGGGCUUAUUUCGAAGGAACGGUCUACAAGGAUAAGUGCAAAUCUUGGUAUCGAAGCGAAGGAGGCAAGGGAGACUGGAUCAUCGGGCUCUGGCCCGGCUCGACACUCCACGCUCUAGAUGCCCUGAUGUCUCCUCGUUGGGAGGAUUACAGCUUCGAGAGCGCCGAUCCCACAGGCAACGGACUAAGAUGGCUGGGCAACGGCUGGAGCGUGACCGAAACCGAAGGCGACCCGUCGUGGUAUAUCAACCCUGACGAGGUGAACUGGCCCAAGGAGGGCAAGCCAGAAGAGGCGCCACGCUACAAGGCAAGGCCUUGGGCACAUUAG
Messenger RNA from Diaporthe amygdali, 1677 nucleotides. RefSeq lists its product as uncharacterized. Lineage: Eukaryota; Fungi; Ascomycota; Sordariomycetes; Diaporthales; Diaporthaceae. Gene Ontology annotation, molecular function: N,N-dimethylaniline monooxygenase activity; flavin adenine dinucleotide binding; NADP binding. The record is from RefSeq and is a predicted model, not a curated record. The transcript has 7 exons. The coding region runs from base 1 to 1677 and encodes 558 amino acids.